Fusarium redolens is the source of this 810-nucleotide messenger RNA. RefSeq names its product Pyruvate/Phosphoenolpyruvate kinase-like domain-containing protein. The transcript is spliced from 4 exons. Bases 1 to 810 code for a protein of 269 amino acids. NCBI's taxonomy places the organism in Eukaryota, Fungi, Ascomycota, Sordariomycetes, Hypocreales, Nectriaceae. Gene Ontology annotation, cellular component: cytoplasm. Gene Ontology annotation, molecular function: aldehyde-lyase activity. The record is from RefSeq and is a predicted model, not a curated record.
AUGGUACGAGCAUCAGCUAUCACGACCCCAGUGCGUAACCCGCAGCUACGCAUGUUAAAUGCUCUACACUCCAAUGGAAAGCCCAUCAUGACCUUUCUGGGGCUGCCGUCUCUUCGAACGGCUCAGAUUGUUGCUUCCACUGGAGUUGAUGCGGUCAUCAUUGACUGCGAACAUGGCCAUAUUAGCGAUGACUCCAUGCAUGACGCUACCGCAGCCAUUGCCGCCGCUGGCGUCUCGCCGCUCGUCCGUCUAAGAAUGACCCAUCCUGACCUUAUCAAGAGGGCUCUUGAUAGUGGUGCACAUGGUAUAAUUCUACCGCAAGUCAACACUGCUGAAGAAGCAAGCGAGGUAGUAAAGUACUCCAAAUUCCCACCGCAAGGCCUUCGAGGACAAGGGUCGCCGUUCGCAGGCUUUGCUCACAACAUCGAUAUUGCAACAUAUGUCAAGACGGCCAAUGAGACGACCAUUGUGUGCGUUCAGAUCGAAUCACGGCAAGGGGUUGAUAAUGUGGAUGCUAUCUGUGCUGUGCCAGGUGUGGAUAUGGUCUUUAUCGGCCCCAAUGAUUUAGCCUUUUCUCUCCUCGGCUAUGUUCCGGCGAAAGGUGAUGAGCCCGAGUUUGUUGAUGCCAUUGCCAAGAUUGUCGCAGCGGCCAGAAAGCAUGGAAAAUGGGUAGCUCGAUUGUCAAACUCUGGAACUUUGUGCAAGGAACAUCUGGAUGUCUUUGAUACGGUUGCUUUGAGUUAUGAUGUUAGGGCGAUUCAGAAUUGGUAUGCUGCAGAACUCAAGGCGGCAAGGGGAUAUAGACUGUAA